CGGGGGUCCCACUGGAACCGGGGGUAGCACCGGAGCCGGGGGUCUCAGAGAGCCGGGGGUGUCACAGCGGAGGCAGGGGAGUCACAGGAGCCGGGGGUCCCAGAGGAGCCGGGGGUCCCAGCGGAACCGGGGGUCCUACAGGAGCCGGGGGUCCUACAGGAGCCGGGGGUCGCACCGGAGCCGAGUUUGCACCGGAGCCGGGGUCUCAGCAGAACCGGGGGUCCCAUGGGUGAGCGCUGCCCGGGGACCCCGCGCACGGCCCGGAGGGGACACGGAGCGCCUGGCACGGCCGGUGCCCCCGGGAGGGGUCCCCAAGGCUCGGGGGGCGCGGGCAGGGGGCGCGGGGCUCUCCGGGUGGCCGCCCUCAGCCUCGCCCUCCUCUUCCUCCGCGCAGAGGCCGAAGGCUUCGCCCUCUGCCACGCGCCCGCGCUGCAGACCAAGGUGUUCCAGUACCGGCUGUGGGACGUGAACCAGAGGUCGCUGUACCUGCGCGAUGACCAGCUGGUGGCCGGGCACCUGCAGGGCGCCAACGCCGCGCUGGAAGAGAAAGUGUUCUGGGUGCCCAACCGCGCCCUGGAGCCCGCCCGGCUGCCGGUGAUCCUGAGCGUCCGGCACGGCUCCCGCUGCCUCCGCACCGAGCGCGGCCCCGCCGGAGAACCCCGGCUGCGGCUGCAGGACGUGGACAUCCGGGAGCUGCCCCGCGCCGGUGACAGCGCGGCCGCCUUCACCUUCUUCCGCUCCUACCGGGACGGGCUGUGGCGCUUCGAGUCGGCCGCGCACCCCGGCUGGUUCCUGUGCACGUCCCCGCGCGGCCACCAGCCCCUGGCGCUCUGUCGCCACUGCGAUGUCACCUCCCACCUGCUCGACUUCUACUUCCAGCUCUGCCCAGCCAUGUCACGCGCAUCCAGAGCUGCCCUUAGAAGGACACCCCAGGGACACCGCCUGGGGGUCAUGGCGGGGAGCUGGGACACGGUCGAGGGUGUCAUCGACCCCGACAUGGUGGCCUUGUUCGAUGACUUCCUGGGGACAGGUGAGUGCAGGUGUCCCCGUGUCCCUGUCCCUCCCCAGCCCCAGCCGUACCACUACGUGCUGCGGGACACGGAGCAGCAGGGGCUGUGCCUGCGCGACGGCCGCCUGGUGGCCACCAGCCUGCAGGUGGCCAACGCCGCCCAGGAAGAGCCCAUCAGCGUUGUCCCCAACCGGCACCUGGAGCGCCGGCGCUGUCCCCUCAUCGUGGGCAUCCGCGGUGGCACCCGCGCCCUGUCCUGCGGCACCGGCCCCGAGCCCCGGCUGAGCCUGGAGGACGUGGGGCUGCUGGAGCUGUUCUCGGGUGACAAGGACAGGGCCACGCCCUUCACCUUCUACAAGACCUUUGGGGGCUCCACGCACACCUUCGAGGCCGCCGCCUUCCCCGGGCUCUUCCUCAGCACGGCCACGGGCCCGGACGAGCCGCUGGGCCUGGCACCGCCCCCGAGCGCCACCGCCUUCUACCUGCGCCGCAAGUGA
Molecule: messenger RNA, 1506 nt
Organism: Agelaius phoeniceus (red-winged blackbird)
Lineage: Eukaryota; Metazoa; Chordata; Aves; Passeriformes; Icteridae
Biological process (GO): cellular response to lipopolysaccharide; inflammatory response to antigenic stimulus; cytokine-mediated signaling pathway
Molecular function (GO): cytokine activity; interleukin-1 receptor binding
Source: RefSeq, a predicted model, not a curated record